This is a messenger RNA of Microtus oregoni (creeping vole), 8654 nucleotides long. It is a transcript of the gene Zkscan8, whose product is annotated as zinc finger with KRAB and SCAN domains 8. Gene Ontology annotation, cellular component: nucleus. Gene Ontology annotation, molecular function: RNA polymerase II cis-regulatory region sequence-specific DNA binding; DNA-binding transcription factor activity, RNA polymerase II-specific. The transcript is spliced from 6 exons. Gene Ontology annotation, biological process: regulation of transcription by RNA polymerase II; central nervous system development. The record is from RefSeq and is a predicted model, not a curated record. NCBI's taxonomy places the organism in Eukaryota, Metazoa, Chordata, Mammalia, Rodentia, Cricetidae. Bases 236 to 1993 code for a protein of 585 amino acids.
GCAUGCUGGCCGGUUCUGCGGCUCCGAGGCUUUGGAAGUUAGCCACUGUAGGGGUCCUACCCGGCUUCGGCGUCCGUCGCGUCUCCUCGCGCGCGCGCUUCCCGGUCCGCCCUGUGCCGCCUCCCGCCCUCGGGCAGCGUGCGGAGCUCUCGAAGUACCCUGGAGGUCCUCGGAAGACUUAAGAAGAUUCAGAAGGUAGAGAGGAAAGGGACCUUUUAAGCUUCUCUGGCCCUAAAUGGCUGCAGAAUCAAGAAAGCCUUCUUCGGCCCCAUCUCCGCCAGACCAGACUCCUGAAGAGGAUCUUGUAAUUGUCAAGAUAGAGGAGGAUCCUGGUUGGGAUGAGGAAUCUAGCAUGCAUGAAAAUAAUACUGCUGGCCAAGAACUGUUUCGCCUACGUUUCAGGCAGCUAUGCUACCAGGAGACUCUAGGACCCCGGGAAGCUCUGAUCCAGCUACGAGCACUUUGCCAUCAGUGGCUGCGGCCAGACUUGAACAGCAAGGAGCAGAUCCUGGAGCUGCUGGUGCUGGAGCAGUUCCUGACCAUCCUGCCAGGGGAGCUGCAGACUCUGGUGAAGGAACACCAGUUAGAAAAUGGAGAGGAGGUAGUGACCCUGUUGGAGGACUUGCAAAGGCAGAUUAAUAUCCUAGGACAACCAGUCUCAGCUCGUACACAUGGGCACAGAGUUCUCUGGGAGGAAGUCGUACCUUCAGAAACUGCACCAGAACCUCCAAGUACUCAGUUCCGACCCAUGGCAAUCAAACAUAAACCUCCAGUGCUCCAGAAGCCACAGGACAGAGGAGAGAGGCCAGAUUUCACUUCUAAGGCCAUGUCUGCUUCUCAGAGUCGUACUCCUUCCCAGAAAAGAAGUUCUGGAGAUCAGGAGGUGACAGCUAGACUACUCACUGCAGGGUUUCAGACUUUGGAAAAGAUUGAAGACAUGGCUGUGUCUCUUAUUCGAGAAGAGUGGCUUCUUGAUCCAUCACAGAAGGAUCUGAAUAGAGAUAACAGGCCCGAGAAAUACAGAAACAUGUUCUCCCUGGAUGGUGAGACCAGGAGUGAGAACAAGGAAUUCUUUUCAAAACAGGUAAUAUCAACCGGAAUCCAGCCACAUGGACAAACAGCUGCCAAGUGCAACGGGGAUGUUAUCGUGGGUCUUACGCACGGAGAAACCCAAGACAGAUUAGAGAGGCAGCAGGGAAAUCCCACACAAGAGAGACGGCAUAAAUGUGAUGAAUGUGGGAAAAGCUUUGCUCAGAACUCAGGCCUUGUUCGACACUGGAGAAUCCACACUGGAGAGAAACCCUAUCAAUGUAAUGUGUGCAGUAAAGCCUUCAGCUAUAGGUCAGCCCUUCUUUCCCAUCAGGACAUCCACAACAAAGUGAAGCGCUAUCACUGUAAAGAAUGUGGUAAGGCCUUCAGUCAGAACACAGGCCUGAUCCUGCACCAGAGAAUCCACACCGGAGAGAAGCCCUAUCAGUGUAAUCAGUGUGGUAAGGCCUUUAGUCAGAGCGCAGGCCUUAUUUUGCACCAGAGAAUCCACAGUGGGGAGAGACCGUAUGAAUGUAAUGAAUGUGGAAAAGCUUUCAGUCAUAGUUCACACCUCAUUGGACACCAGAGAAUCCACACUGGGGAGAAACCCUAUGAGUGUGAUGAGUGUGGGAAAACAUUCAGACGCAGCUCCCAUCUUAUUGGCCAUCAAAGAAGCCACACUGGGGAGAAACCUUACAAAUGCAAUGAGUGCGGGAGGGCCUUCAGUCAGAAAUCAGGCCUGAUUGAACAUCAGAGAAUCCAUACUGGAGAAAGACCCUACAAGUGUAAAGAAUGUGGGAAAGCUUUCAAUGGGAACACUGGUCUCAUUCAGCAUCUGAGAAUACACACAGGGGAGAAGCCCUAUCAAUGCAGUGAGUGUGGGAAAGCCUUUAUUCAGAGAUCAAGCCUCAUUCGACAUCAGAGAAUCCACACUGGAGAAAAGCCUGAAACCACAGGAGUUUAGGAAAAACUUUGGUUGUUGUCUGAACAUUAUUCAGCAUUAGAGAAGCCAUGUGGUAGUGGAGAAGGCUAGUGAAAAGGGCAGAAUCUGUGUUGUGAUGACAGUUAAGAAUAGCACUUCAGUAGUUUGAGCACAGUCCCUGGUAGAGAUUGAUUGGCUUGACUGUCUUUGGAGGCAUCUGGUGAAGCAGAGCCCUGGCAGCUUUAUAUAUUCUUCAGAACUUUAAAAUAACAGCAGAUUGCUUACUGUGACUUGAAACACUAUAUUUUGUCUUUCCCAAGAGUGGCUGUAAGUUUGAGAGGGACCACUCCUCUAAGCUUCUCUUCUUCCCAUUUUUGUGGUCCCUUUCUGCCAUUCCCCUCUGAAGAUGCCCUAGUAAAUCCUAAUCUGAGAAGCCGCUUGAGUCCAAGGCAACCUCAAUGAGACUAAGAUUUGUAUUUAGCUUUCUAAUACCCUAGUUAGAGGGAAAUGGUUGAACAUUUAACGUAUUAUUCUAGUACUCUUAGAUGAUAUAAACCCAUAAUCCUCUACAAAUUCAAUGCUAUAUUUUUAACAGCACUGUAGCAUUUUUCUUCAUUUAGCACCUUUACUGACUUCCAUUGAAUCCCUGAGCUCAUAUCCUUCACCACCCCCAGUCUCAGUACCUGUGUCAACAGAGGAAGUGGCUGCAUUAGUGAUGAUGGUGGGAGUGAUGCCAAGAAAGAGGUGAGUGGAGACUCAGCCUGGCUACUCUUGAGCACGGACAGAGUGUACCUCAGGAUGACUUCUGACUCUCCUUCACCUUCCCACUGUACACUGUGGUUCAAAACAUAUUUGCACUAUCAAAGCUUUGGCACCAAAUAAGAAACAGAGGUGCUAGAAAAAGACAUUAAAAAUUCUUACAAAGAAUGUACAUCAUUCCUUUUGGCCCAUUACAGUACAGCUCUCAGGUUCCUGUCUAUGUGAACUCCCUGAGUACAUGGUCAGCCUGGACUGACCUUCUCAGAUGGCCUCUGCCGCUCCGUCGUUAUCAUCUAUCUGUUUCCUUCCAUUUGCAUAUCUUCAGUAUCCACAGUGGUAAUCUAUCAAAUACCUUAUCUCUGAUUUCUUAUUCUGAAUUCUGGCACACUCCCUCAGUCAUCUAACAACAAAGAUAGACUAUUACACUCAUUGCCACCAGGCCCUGUAUUUCACCUCUAAAACUUUCAGCAUAACAUAGGAUAUUGUGUAAAAUAAUGAGACUGGUUUAAAAUAACACAUCAGAUCUUGUGCACCUAAAAUAUAGUGUCCUUUCAGAGGAGUAAGUAUACUUACUUAUUCUAAUAGUGCUGCUAGUCCUCCAGAUAGUGGGGACAUUCUUAGAAUUCUCAUUUAAUGAAGAGCAAGAAAACCAUCUGUUACUGUUAAUUAUAUUUCAUGUUUGGCCAUUUGAUUAGUGAGCUGGAAGCUGAAUAACUUUUGCUUUAACUUUAAUCCUCACACUUAAAAUUAUUCCAUUAAUCUUACUCAGAAGACAGGUUCUGAGUAGGUUCUGAUGAAAUCUCAAGGAAAACAGUUUCACAUUGUGACUGUCCUAAAAAGGAUCAUCUUAGUUUUUUGGCUAACUCUCUGAGGCCAGUCCUUUUCAUUAUUCUUUAUUUUCUUACCCUCCUUUCUGUUUGCUUCCUUCCAGUUUAAUAUAGAUUAUCAUUCCUAACACUUCUCUAAAACUCUAAACCACUGAGCCACCUCUCCUGCCCCAAUUGCUUGAGUUGUGCCUUACCGUCUCUAGAUGACAGGAUUUCUAUGUAGGUCAGUGCUACCUUGUGUGCAAACGUUACAUAGAAUGAGUACAUUGUCAGUGAAGCUAGAAGUCUGCGUGUGUGCAUAUAUGCGUGAGUACCUACCUGCCUUGUUUCCAAUAAAUUGCCCUUUAGCAUUUGUAUCCAGAGUAAUGUGUACAGAUCACUUCAGUCUCAGACUGCUAAGAGCUACUCAGCAACUGGAAGAAAAUAAUAUGAUUGGAAAGAUUAAUGUUACACUGGCAUGAAUAUGAAAAAGGUUGUCAUUUAAAAAUGAGUUAUUGGAUCCAUUAUUGGUGAGGCACACCUUUAGUCAUAGCACUCAUGGGCCAGCCAAGUCUGUAUAGCAAGUUCAAAGCCAGCCUUGAAUAUAGUGAGGCCAGUCUCAAAAGAACCCAAAAAUGUAAUUUGAGACUGGAAAAUGGCUUAGUGGUUGAGAAUGUGGAUUGUUCUUGCAGAGAACCAUUGAGUUCCAUUCCUAGCACCCAUGUUGGGUGGCUUGUAACUUCCUGUAACUCCAGCUCCAGGAGGAUCCAACAUAUCUGGCAUACACAGGCCCGUACACACAGGUACACAUAGACAUAUACAUAAUUACAAAUAAUAAAAUUUUAAUGAACUAUCAAAGCACAUGUAUAGAAAAGGCCAAAUGUUAUAGCAUAUGGUAAUAGAAAAGACUAGAGUCUUUGAAGAACAUAGAAGUCAUUUUAGUCUUGAAUUCACCAAGCAUUAAUUAGUCCAUAUUACAUUAUCUAGAGGUGUCAACUACCUGUGGCAUUCAUUAGGCUUUUAUCCCAUAGAGUCAAUUUUUUCUUUCAAUCUGAAAUGAAUUGUCUACCAAUACUUUCUUAUACCGUCCUCAGCUGCUCAUCUUAGGAUCUGGCAUGGUAGAGUGGUUCUUCCCUAACUCACUUGUCAUCAACAUACCACUGGGAGAAACCUCUGAGGUUUCAAAGAAUUUCUCCAUGAGACCAGAUAGGUAUUCAAUAAUGUGAUUGAUUCCAACGUGGGCCAGUAUAACCUUGCUCUUGUUUCUGCUUCUCUAGAGUGAUAGCUGACUUUUUUUGUUUUGUUUUGAACAAUAGUUGUGAGCCAAACCCUAAGUUAAACAUUUAUCCACUUAAUAGCUCAUAUCACUACAUGCCCCAUUUAUAAACGAUAAAAAUAAAGAGCUUAGAGAACUAGCCAACAUCACAUAGGCAGCAAAUGACAAGAUUCUAACCCAUACAGCCUGGUGCUAGAGCCUGUCAUGGCUACUGUGCUACGCUACCAACACUGACUAAACUCUGGCCUACCAAAUGAAACCAUGUACUCCUGGUCAUAAGAGAUACUAGGUAGACAGUGGACAAUAGUUUAGUAUGGAUCCAUUGCAAUUACUGGGAAAUUGGCUUAAAAUACUAUUUGGGGAAAGAACAUCUUUAGACGUUGAUAGUCUUGAUUUUCAGUUUAAAAAAGGUAAAUUUUGUUAAUAGACUAUGCGUAAAGGAGUAACUAGGAGGGUAAAACAGUAACAUUUCUCUGUAGACUGCCAAAGGGAGAAAGAAGUGAGUAGAUUCUAGGUUGGGCAGAUGGGCAGUUAAGAUGGUAGCAGUAAGUUUAUCCAUAGCCUACAGAGAAAACCUUCAAGCUUAUUGCCCAUUUCCAAUCACCAUUUUGUGUCUUGUGUUUUCCUUGAUUUUUCAAAGAUGUUACUCAUUUUAACCAAUUUCUGCCUUAGCUCUUAAAAACAUUUCCUUACUGGCUGUCAUAGUCAACAUUCCACUAAAAUGAAUGUAGAAUGCCCAGUGUGUAAAUUAAGGCUGUAUAUUGUUGUUGUUAUCUUCCUUAAUCACUUUUAUAUUCAUAAUGUUGAAUUUUCCCAUAUGCGAUGGCUAAUCUUGGUUGUCAUUUUGAGUAUUACUGGAUUCUUGGGUCUUUUGUUGGUAGGUAGCCAUUGUUGAACUAGCUAGACCACAGCAGGUAAGCCAUUCUAACAAUUCCUUUGUGUGUGUGUGUGUGUGUGUGUGUGUGUGUGUGUGUGUGUGUUCAUUCUAUUCUAUUCUACUAGAGAACCCCGACUAAUACAGAAUUUUGUACCAGAAGUGAUUCUAGAGCAAUAGAAGUAUAAGGAUAAAAUUUUUUAAGUAUCUGGCAUAGGCUUUCCUCUCAGAAACUCAGGGUUUAUUAAAAGCCCAUAGUGUGAACUAUUUUACAGACUUAAGAGACAAGUCCAUUUGAUUGUCCUGAUUCACCAGUUGUGGGAGGUAAGAGAUUUGGUGACUCUGUAUAUAAAACUUUUGACAAUUUGUAGAAAAAUAAGGAAAAUGAUGGUAGUGGUUCAUUGCUCCCAGCAUCUCUGGAUAAAUUGACAAAGGAAAAGAAUGAACUCCUUGAUAGAAUUAACCAACUUCUAGCAUAUCAAAAUAUAGUGAAGAACAAUAGUGCUCAGUGAUAAAAACUGACUGACUCUGGAUGUACAUAAACAGUCUAGAGGUUUCUAUGUGUGUGUGUACUGGAAGAGAAUCUUCUCUUCAGCAGCCACAGCUCAAAUUGUGGAAAAUCAAACUGAAGCCCUCAUUCUAAGGUUGGCUGAAUUACCAAAACAAUAAAAAAUAAAAAUCAGGUCCCAGCCUCAGAGGGUAUCAGUGGUUCAGGUUAGAGCAUUAACUAGUAAAGAAUUGGAUCCUGAAAUGUGGGGUAGAGAUGUGUGGGAAGACCCUGUUGAUUCUACCCUCCAGUUCUCAAGGGUUUAUCUCACCUGAGGGAAUAGUCUCUCUGCCCUCAGCAGAAGAUGUACUUCCACCCCUUAAACAUUGCCUUUUCUGCUUUGAGGAACUACAGAAUGAGUAAUAGAAAAAGGUAGCUCUAAAUACCAUCUAUGGUCGUGGAACCAGUUGCAGAAAUGAGGAUUAUAAUUGACAUGACUGUUUCUGUCAUAUUUUGCUAAGAAUGUGUUUGUUCAGAUUUCAGUGUUUCUUUCCUCAGUUUCUUUAUCAGUAACGUAACAUGAGAACAUCUGUAGUUACCAUAUUUAAGUUUUGAGAUACCAAAAGAAUGUCCCUCAAAGGCCAUUGCCAUCUAUUUUAAAAUUUAUAAUGGGCUUGUGGUUGUACAAGGGAUAGUUAUAUCAUGUAGGUGUAAUUAUGGCCUUGUUAAAUAUAUAAUACAUUUGUAAUUAUAUGUGUGAUAUUUAUAUCACCUUAGGUAUAAUUAUGACCUGAUUAUUAUUUUCACUUGGAAAUUAAGCAUGAUGUAAGGAGAUAUGAUUGUGUGUCAAAUUGACAAUGGGUGGAUUUGUGAUGGCUGUUCUUGGCUGUUAACUUGACUACAUCUGGAUUAACUAAAACUAGAUUGCUGGGUACACAUGUCAGGGAUUUAUUUUAAAUCAUUUCAAGUGGAAAGACCCACUUUUAAUCUGGAUCUUUUCAGGUGGGAGUAUCCACCUUUAAUCUGCACCAAACCUUCUGAUGGCAGCCUCUAUGAGGAUAUGCAAGAAAGAAAUUUGCUCUUGCUUCCUUGCUUUUUGCUGGCAAGUCCAUUCCUUCACUGGAGUUAGACCCUACUUCUUCAGGAUUCUGGUGUAUAAUGAAGACCAGCUGAGACAUCCAUCCUGGUGGAGUAAACAGCUGGUCCAUUCUUUGACUUCCCGUUGAUAGACAACCAUUGCUGGACCACAGCUUAUAAGCCACUAAUGAAAUCCCAUUCUCUCCAUAUGUGGGUGGGUGCGUGUGUGUGUAUAUGUGUGUGUGUGUGUAUGUGUGUAUUCAUUCUAUAAGCUCUGUUCUCUAGAGAACCUUUGACUAAUAACCAUACUUAAAGAAUUCUGUUUUCCUUUCUUUGUUUUAUGGCAACUUUUGGGGUCAUUUUUCUCUAAUAUCUGGCUUUUCUUUAUUAGUCUUUUUUCUCCUUUAUACUAAAAUAAUCCCAUGUCAUACUUUUGCUCACUUUUUCUGUCUCUUUUUUUGUUUAUCUAUUUUGUUGUGCUUUGUAUUUGACUUCAUAUUUCCCACUUUGGAUGUCAUCUCUGCUUACGGUAUUUUCCUCAGGUACCUACACAACCUGAUAUUUGAAAUUCACCAUUCUCCUUCAAUUUGUAUUUCUUUUCAAUAAACCCUGUACCCUAAAUAGAAUUGCUGCCCUUUGUAUUUCUCAUCUCACCCUUGAAGUUAUCAUUGCAUCUUUUUCUGCCUUCCACUCUCCAAGUCUAGAAACUUGUUUAUCUCAAUUGCUUUCUUCUUGGAGCUCAUUUUCAUUAUCACUUAGGUUUUGUUUUUUAUUUCUACUAUACCAUUACAGUCUUCCAGUUAGGUCUAUAUCACUUGGGCUCAGGUUUCUAUACUUCCUUUUAGAAUAUCCAGCUUAUAUAACACUUGAAAAAUGAUCCUCAAACUCCACUUUCAUGGUAUCAUGUUUUACUCCUCCCCCAGCAGAUAAUUCUCACCAGAGUGAUAGUGUUCUAUGACUUUGCCCUCCAUUCUGAAUCUGCCUCGGCUUUCAUCACUUUCUAACUUGUUCACCUUCGUACAUCACAUUCAGACGUCCUCCAGCUCUCUACUUUUGUCUUACAGACCUUUGCCUCGGUGCCUUUCUCAUGGUUUUCCCCCUUAGAUUACUCUUUGGCCGUAACUCCUGUUCACUCAUUAAACUCACUUCCUGUAUGUCUUUGAGUGAGCACCUCCUGAUUGAGUUCACCUCACAUCAAGAUCUUCCCUUAGUCUGAGCUGCCUGAGCAGUUAACUUUCAAGUUACUAAUACCUUGCUCUGUAAUUAUUUCUAGAAGUAUGUAUAGUAGUUUCACAUUUGUAUUUAUUUCCAAAAUUAAAUUGUAAGCUCCUUGAGGGCAGGGAUAAUAACUGUAACAUUUGUAUCACUGUACCCUCUUAGUGCCUAGUACAGUGCUGAGCACACAGUAGGUGUUUAAUAAAUGC